UUGUAGGUAAGCCUUCCAGCUGUGCUGAUCUUAAGCGCCUGUUUGGAUUCUCAAUGGAUAAGACGUACACAAUCAUGCUUCAGGGAAAUGAACUUGAGAUAUAUUGUCAUCAAAUGGACUCUUCAAAUCCCAAAGAGUUUCUGUCUUUAAAAAAUGAACGAGAAAACUAUUCCGAAAUUUAUCCAAAGAGGCUACUAAACCCUUAUGACUGUCCUAACAAAGGAAGACGAGAUGACAACUGCAGAUGUACCUUACAGGGUCAUGAUGACGCAGGGUACACAUCAUUCAACAAAAUUAGAUUUAAUGUCACAACUAUGGAAGUUAUAGUUGAUGAUGCAACAUUCUCCAGCACAAAGGAAGGACACUUUGUGCCGUUUGGGACAGCAGGUGAUUGCUAUAGUGCAAAGAAAUGCCUACAAGGGCAAUUUCGUAUGAAUUUUGAUGGAACAGGGUUAGAAUUAGCACAAACUGCUAGCUGGACUACCAAGGGAAAUUUAGCAACUUUUUCAAUAGACAGGGAUUUUAAAACAAUACGUGGGUCCUGCGGUGGGUUUUGUGGCAAAUGCGUACCUAUCAGUUUAAAGUUAUCAUUUAUAUCAUGACAUGGGGCUCCUAUGUAUUUAGGUUGAAUUUCCUUUAAAAGAAGUUAUGUAUGAAGAUAUAUAUCAUCUUGGUACAAAUUGUCCAAGUUCAUGGGGCUGCACAUGUACAGUGAAUUCUUGUAAAUUGUGUAUAUUUUUACAUUUAACAAAUAAAGAUUUAUUUUUGUUAUCUCAAAAAGGUUAGCUUGUAGGGUGAAUGGCAUUGCCAUUGAUACUACUCCUGUUUUCAGUACUUUUAUUUCUCUUAUUUAACUUUCUUUUCAAUUUUUUUUACAAUGGAGAAACUUUUAAACAAAAUUAUUAAAAAUUAUGUUCCAAAUACAUAUUCAACAGAGUUAAACAAUAGCUUAAUGAAAAGUUUUGUUUAAUUUUCUUGUAAAAUUAAUGUUUAUAAAAAUCUGUCUUAUUCUUAGGAAUAAACAUAGUAUUUCUUUAAUUUACCUAAAAUAUCUAUACUAAAGGGUAUUCAUGAUAUUUAAUUAUUUGUUACAUGUAUGAUUACAGAAUGUGAUCAAAUGAAAAUAUUACGUAUAUAUAAUAUAUUAUUAUAUUAUAAUGCAUACAUUAUAAUUUUGAUAGGAAGGGUAAACCUAUUUCAUUUAUUUUAUUUAUAAAUGAAAGAGGUUACUCUUUCUUUUACUAUUCCUUUGUUCUUUUAUAGAAGGGGUAACUCUAUUAGUUAAAUUAUUUACAUUUUUGGUAGAAGCGGUAGGCAUACUGUAUUUGUUUUGAUAGAAUGGUAAACAUAUCUGUUUACUUUUUUUUAAAUAAAAGCUGUAAACUUAUUUUUGUACUAUUUCUUUAUAUAUUAAUAGAAAUAGUAGCCUCAUUUGUUUACUAUAUAAGUUUGUGUUUAAUAGAAGUUGUUUCCCCUUUUGAAGGUGCUUUAUAACAAUCUUGUUAACAUUUUACAUAGUCUCUCAACAGUCUAAUCCUUGUGUAUGGGGAAAACUUACUUUAAAAGAUGAAGGUGAUGAUGAUGAUGCAUGUAUCUACUUUAUUUUAUGCAUUUAUUUGAAGGAUAAACUUGGGUGCAAUUUUUAAAUUUGUUAAGAUAAAAUUUGCCAACUAAUUUUAGUAUUUAAUGAUGAAUAGUUAUUGUUUUAUUUGUGAUUUUAUUCAAGUGAGGGAAAUGUGGAGUGGAGUAGAAUAGCUUAGUAGUUAAGGUGCUUGCUUCCCAAUUCCAGGGUUCUAGGGUCAGUUCCUGUGACAACAGGAUUUUUUAUUUGGACUAAAAAAACAACUCUUUAAGGCUCAUUAUGAGACUGAUUUAAGAAGGAUAACUGAGUCCUGUGGAGACCAGUAUUAAGGCUCAUUAUGAGACUGAUUUAAGAAGGAUAACUGAGUCCUGUGGAGACCAGUAUUAGUCUACUAAACAGGUUACCUAGAAGGUAAAUUUAAUUCUAUCAUCAUUGUGUACAGGACACAUGAUGUACAGUAACCAUUGUAUAUAUUUUUAAAUUCUGGGAUUCUAUUUUAAACUAGUAACAUAUUUUGUUUAAACUAUGUUUGACCAAUGUAAUAAUCCUUCACCAUUUUAGGAAUAAAUGUAAGAAGUUACCAAUUUUAGAAAUCAAAAUAAUCUCAAAAGUUAUGCACAGUAUGUAUGCAUAUGCUGCUAAAAUGUAAGUUAUUUAUUUUUAUAUUGUAUUAUAAUAAAAGGGAGUGCUAGGAUUUCACUUCUAUGGGAUUACAAAUUAGUAUUAUCUAUAUUGCUACUAAAAUAUUAUUAUUAUUAUUAUUAUUACUAUUAUUGUUAGUACUGCUGUUGUUAUGUUAUAAUGUUAAAAUAGAACAGGGUUUGUAAUGUUUCUGAACACAUUGAGAGUACAAGUUUUAUGGUGCUAAAUGAGCUGUUUUCAAGCUAUGCAAUUAAAUCUUAAGUUAUUUUAUUUUGUAUUUUAAAGAAAAAACAACAUUGAUAUUUUGUUGACCGGUGCAUAUGCAAUGUUUUAUAAAUAAAUAUAUGCAGCCACAAAUUAUUAUGAGAAUAUCGUAACAUGUUGUAGACCAUUAGUAAUCAAAACUGUUCUGAGUUAAUCUUCCAUUACUCAGUACCACAAUAUGGUGCUUCGUUGAACCUCCUGUUGUUUGCACACUACCGUAACAUAGUUUGGGCAUUUUGAGUCUUGGAUUGUAGAUGAUAUCAUACCUCAACAUAGUCUUUCCGAAAUCACCAACAAACAUUGUGUCUGUGCACAAUUGUAUUCUAGAUUGACUCUAUAUUUUAUGUAUUUUGAUAU
This is a messenger RNA of Anneissia japonica, 2845 nucleotides long. Its product is annotated as A disintegrin and metalloproteinase with thrombospondin motifs 20-like. The transcript is spliced from 5 exons. Bases 54 to 602 code for a protein of 182 amino acids. Lineage: Eukaryota; Metazoa; Echinodermata; Crinoidea; Comatulida; Comatulidae. Gene Ontology annotation, molecular function: metalloendopeptidase activity; zinc ion binding. The record is from RefSeq and is a predicted model, not a curated record.